Suillus fuscotomentosus is the source of this 2289-nucleotide messenger RNA. RefSeq lists its product as uncharacterized. The record is from RefSeq and is a predicted model, not a curated record. Lineage: Eukaryota; Fungi; Basidiomycota; Agaricomycetes; Boletales; Suillaceae. The transcript has 6 exons. The coding region runs from base 1 to 2289 and encodes 762 amino acids.
AUGGUGUUCUUUUUCAGGACUGUUGACAACGGAAUCAAAUUGUCAUCGUUGUUGUCUAUCCACGAUGUCACCGACGUCCAUACUAUGAACAAGAUCACCUCUGACGAGCUCAAUCGUCUGGUCACUCAUGAGGGUUCACCAAAGGCCUCGCAACCACUGGGACACCUGCUCUCCAAAAUAUUCCAGUCUUUCACGGUUCCUCUUCCCGAUGUAUUCAGCCUUAAAAUCCCAUUCGGAAAAAUCCUUUAUCGUAACCAACGCAUCAACGAGAAAUUCAGUGGGACGUCGCCCGAUACUCUUGUGCCACUGUACGAUACUGAAGCAAAGGCUUGGAACUGGGCCCUUCCAGUUGACCCUCCUAAAAAUGCCAGUAGUAGUCGUUCGGGUGCAGACUCAGAGGGCGAGUCAGAGGGUGAUGAUAUGCAGAAAGCAACUCACGAAGAAAUCUUUGCUGCAUUUCUCAAUGCUCUGGCUGGCUGCUUAGCAGCGUUGCAGCCCAAACUAGUAGAAAUGCGCUUUGCAACCAGCACAUGGAGCGCAGCCAGUGCACAGAAGGCAUUACCUGGCAGCGACAUCAAGCGCAAGCCAGAUCUCGUUUUAUCUGACGAUAUAUCGGCAAAGUGGGGGAACAUCAGGGUAUCAGCCGAACUCACUCACAGUCGAUACCGGCCUGCGAUGCGACUCGGGAAGGCUGCAGAUACUCAUGCCUAUAUUAUGAUGAGUGAACAGCCAUGGAGGCGCUUUGCUCUCAUAUUAUCAUUCACAGAUGAAUAUUGCCACCUUAGAGUCCUAAUAAACGCUCCUGCCCGACCAAGUACGACGGACUGUACUGUUGCCGUAUCCACUUCCUCCCUUCCAUUUCCUGAGGAUCCUGAUGGAGUGUCGUCCAGUGAUGCCCUUGAAUCAGUAGUUGCUAGUGACUCUAGUGACUCUGACUCGACGGAAGAAGGUCCGAGUGGUUCCGCUACACAUUACUCAAUGGACGAAGAGCAUUUCCCACCCCCCUCCCUCCCAGUGCACCCCACUGCAACCCGUAGUGCUCCCCUUCUCAGCCUCGCAUCCCAAAUGCCCCAGGCUGAGAUGACCGAGAGCAUCUAUUCUGUCACCCCUCUCUCUUCCCAAUUCCCUUACUCUGCUCAAUCACCUGAACCUUGCAACGAUGAAGACUACAUAAUAAAAGACCAUUGGGUUGUAGGCAAGGAUGACAAUGUAGUCUUGAACAAGAUCAAGAUGCUGGAAUUGAUGGAUGGCCUCCCUGGCAUUCCAAAGCUGGUGGAUCAUUGGGUCGUUGAACAGUCAGAUGGUGAUCCCGAUGUUACCCGAAAAUAUUGGCAGAAAGAACGCCGGAGUACCAGGGGCACUAGUCGUACUCAUGUACAUCUUGUCUUGAAGCCAUGUGGUCGCCCCCUUCACAUGUUCCGAACACUGAAGGAGUUUGUGUGGGCACUAAGGGAUAUCGUUAAGAUUCAACAAGCUGCGGUGGAGGAACAUCAGAUUUUGCAUCGGGACUGUAGUCUCAACAAUGCGAUGAUCCUAGACGAACCUGAAGGUAGUGAAGGGUUUCUUAUUGACUGGGAGUUUGCCGUUUGGAUUGCCUCAGAUCAUAAAUAUCCCAUUGGCAGUACAGGCACAGUCCCUUUCAUGUCACGCGGACUUCUCAAUCAAUAUGCGGUCCUGCAGCAGGAGGCGGACCUGGAAUUGAAGAGGAAGAAGACGGCGAAGAAGAAAGAGACUCGGGGACGCAAUUCAGUCGACAAACCAAAAACCCCGAAAUCAUCCUCUGAUUCUCUGGCGCUACCUGUAUCAUACGUCAUCCAAGGCUAUGUGGAUGACCUGGAGUCCCUUUUUUCGUGUUCGCUUGGGUUUGCAUCAAGUUUUGUGGUCCCAAUGGUAUGGUGCGGGAGCGCUUGCCCAAUUCGUUGGUGGAUCGUUGGACCAGCCUUGACCUGGGAUCGAGAGGAAAAGCGUCUCACAGACCAAUUUCACCCGUACUUCAAGCAGCUGAUCCCCCUUGCAGUAGAGUGGCGUAGAGUUCUGGUGGACAACAUGAUCCACCCCGUUACCUUCGACACCAUUCUCGCUGUACUCAACUCUCAUCUCGACAAACUCCCCGACGACGAGGAGCUUGUAUCUGCUGUGGACAUGCUCAGGAAUGAUGCUGCCAUUCUCACGAAACGUGUUAAGGGCAAACAGAUUGCUUCAGACCCUCCCUCUGUAGUAGCACCCAAGCGGCAGAAGUCUCAUCAUAGUGAUACCAAGUCUGACUCAGCAUUGGGCAGUGACGCAUGA